UCCUCACCAUCAUCUCACUGGACGCAUCUGCAGACUGCAGGAGCAGAGAUAUGAGUUCACACAGAUACAUUUUAACUUUCGUUUGCGUUUCUUCUCUACUCACUGAAUAUCCUUCAAAUAGACAUGACGGAUAUUUAAGUUAAAGACAAGUAGCACCCUCGGCUCAUUUGAAGUUUUCGUUUUGUCCCAUUAAAUCUCCUUUAAUUUAGUUCAUAAUGGGAUUACGCAUAUUUGGCACGCCGCUUUGCGCAUAUGCGUGCGUCUGUUUUUUUGUUUUCAUCCUGCAAGAGGCCCAGUCUCAGAGAAACCCGGGGACACAACAAGGAGAUAACCAAAGAGCGGCUCUCCGACAGACGCUACAGUGGUCACACAACGGCAAGGUUUUUAGCAUUUUAAGCCAGGGCUCGGAGUAUCAGCCACCGAGGCGGAGGGGCGCGCCUCAUAAGCAAGUGCAAGCGCGACCUGUCACCAUCAUUCGAGAUGCGGACGUGAGACAUCCGGACACCUCCAGCCAGCCGGUGGCCCAGCAACAACAGCAACAGCAGCCUCCCAGCCCGGGGUCCAGCCCGCCCGGCCCCGGUGGUCUCCCGCCUCCGCUCCAAAGGCUCGUGAGAGGGCAGGAGCACCGCCAGCAUCUCCAAGACCGCCGCGGUGAGCGCACCGGGACGCAGAGGAGCACCAAUGAGACCCAGGAAAAGGUCAAUGUCAGUCCGCCUCUGCCCAGGAGAGAAGAUAUGAUGGUGGGCGAUGAUCCCUACGACCCCUACAAAUCCAUUGAUAGUGAUAAUCCAUAUUACAAUCAUUAUGACGUUUACGAGAGACCGAGGCAAGGAUCCAGACCCGGAUAUGGCACACGUUAUCAUCAGUACGGUCUGCCUGAUCUCGUACCUGACGCAUACUACAUUCAAUCGUCUGCUUAUGCCCAGAGAGUCCCAAUGUACAACCUGAGAUGUGCAGCUGAGGAAAACUGUUUGUCAAGCACAGCCUAUAGAGCCAGAGAUUAUGACACCCGUAUGCUCUUGAGGUUUCCUCAGAGAGUCAAGAACCAGGGGACAGCAGACUUCCUCCCCAACAGGCCACGUUACUCCUGGGAGUGGCACAGCUGUCACCAACACUACCACAGCAUGGAUGAGUUCAGCCAUUAUGACCUGCUGGAUGCCACCACUCAGCAUUCGGUGGCUGAGGGCCACAAGGCCAGCUUCUGCCUGGAGGACACUUCCUGUGACUAUGGCUACUACAGGCGAUAUGCCUGCACUACACAUACCCAGGGCCUGAGCCCAGGAUGUUAUGAUACCUACAACGCAGACAUCGACUGCCAGUGGAUUGACAUCACAGAUGUGAAACCUGGAAACUAUAUCCUCAAGAUCAGUGUAAAUCCGUAUUAUCAGGUCCCAGAAUCAGACUACAGCAACAACAUUGUGCGCUGUGACGUUCACUACACUGGCAACUACGCCUCCCUGUCAGGUUGUCACAUGUCAACGUAUUAAGAAAUGAUAGUCAUUCACAGCAACUCAGCAGCAAAGAUGUUCUGUAAAUGAAGAGGACUGCAUAUGAAAACUUAUAAAACAUCAUGAAAUUAAUUGUUAAGCAUACAUUUUAUAAUUUAAAAUACUCCUAAUUUAGGGGGGAAGUAUAAUCUUAAGUAUAAUUUUUGCUUUUUACCCAUUGGUAUAUUCUUAUUUCUUACUCUAUUGCAUUGUACUGCUUGCUUUUCAUAACACUUGUAAGGUACUUAAAGAAUAAGAUCCAUGAAGAUUUUAUUCUUUAUUUAGAAGUUCAGAAGUUUAGAAGUGUAGAAGUUUAGAAGUUUAAAAGUUUAAAAGUUUAGAAUUUAGAAGUUUAACAUAGCAAAGUACAAACAUAAACCAGUUUUCCCUCAUUGUUAAGUAAAUAUCAAUUAUAUUACAGUUUUAACCAGUUGGAAAAGGUAUUUUUUAUAUUUAUAAGCAACGUAAGAAACUCUCUUUACUCCAGAGCUUUUGGUGAAACUUAGUUGAAUAAAAUGUUGCGAAAUUUUA
Micropterus salmoides (largemouth bass) is the source of this 2018-nucleotide messenger RNA. It is a transcript of the gene loxa, whose product is annotated as lysyl oxidase a. Gene Ontology annotation, biological process: peptidyl-lysine oxidation. The transcript is spliced from 7 exons. Lineage: Eukaryota; Metazoa; Chordata; Actinopteri; Centrarchiformes; Centrarchidae. Gene Ontology annotation, molecular function: protein-lysine 6-oxidase activity; copper ion binding. The coding region runs from base 216 to 1487 and encodes 423 amino acids. The record is from RefSeq and is a predicted model, not a curated record.